Carlito syrichta (Philippine tarsier) is the source of this 2420-nucleotide messenger RNA. RefSeq names its product solute carrier family 26 member 2 (gene SLC26A2). Gene Ontology annotation, molecular function: bicarbonate transmembrane transporter activity; oxalate transmembrane transporter activity; chloride transmembrane transporter activity. Gene Ontology annotation, cellular component: membrane. Bases 23 to 2242 code for a protein of 739 amino acids. NCBI's taxonomy places the organism in Eukaryota, Metazoa, Chordata, Mammalia, Primates, Tarsiidae. The record is from RefSeq and is a predicted model, not a curated record. Gene Ontology annotation, biological process: transmembrane transport. The transcript has 2 exons.
AAGCAGAACUGCCUAUCCAGAAAUGUCUUCGGAAAGUAAAGAGCAGCAUGACCUUUCACCCGAGGCUUCAGCUGAAGGACACGGCAGUUCUCUGACUGGGACCCACCUGGAGCUUGAGAAGGAGUCAAGUACUGACCUCAAGACAUUUGAGACCAGUGACCAGUGCAGACCCUAUCCUCGGAUCCACAUGGAGCGUCAGGAGAAACCAAAUACUACCUUCAAGCAGUUUGUUGUCAAAAAGUUGCAGAAGAAAUGCCAGUGCAGUGCAACCAAAGCCAAAAAUGCGGUCUUUGGUUUCCUUCCUGUGUUGCAGUGGCUCCCAAAAUACGACCUCAAGAAAAACAUCUUAGGAGAUGUGAUGUCUGGCUUGAUCGUGGGCAUCUUGCUGGUGCCCCAGUCCAUUGCCUACUCCCUGCUGGCUGGUCAGGAGCCCAUCUAUGGGCUGUACACGUCUUUUUUUGCCAGCAUCAUUUAUUUCCUUGUGGGUACCUCCCGUCACAUCUCAGUGGGCAUUUUUGGAGUACUGUGCCUUAUGAUUGGUGAGGUCGUUGACCGAGAACUACACAGAGCUAACUGUGAUGCGGACUAUGUUUCUCCUUCAGAAAUGAUUUCAAAUGGGAGCACAUUACUCAAUCUGACAUCGGGCAGGAUAUGCGACAAGAGCUACUAUGCUAUUAAGGUUGGCAGCACUGUAACAUUUAUGGCUGGGGUUUACCAGGUCGCAAUGGGCUUCUUCCAAGUGGGCUUUGUCUCUGUCUACCUCUCAGAUGCCUUGCUGAGCGGAUUUGUCACUGGUGCCUCCUUCACUAUUCUCACAUCUCAGGCCAAGUAUCUCCUGGGGCUCAACCUGCCCCGGAGCAGUGGCGUGGGCUCACUCAUCACCACCUGGAUCCAUAUCUUCAGAAACAUCCACAAGACCAACUUCUGUGAUCUCAUCACCAGCCUGUUGUGCCUUCUGGUUCUUUUGCCAACCAAAGAACUCAACGAGCACUUCAAGUCCAAGCUCAAGGCCCCGAUUCCUACUGAGCUCAUUGUUGUUGUGGCGGCCACAUUGGCCUCUCAUUUUGGAAAACUCAAUGAGAAUUACAAUUCCAGUAUUGCUGGACAUAUUCCCACUGGGUUUAUGCCUCCUAAAGCACCAGACUGGAACCUCAUUCCUAGUGUGGCUGUAGAUGCGAUAGCUAUUUCCAUCAUUGGUUUUGCCAUCACUGUGUCACUUUCUGAGAUGUUUGCCAAGAAGCACGGUUACACAGUCAGAGCAAACCAGGAGAUGUACGCCAUUGGCUUCUGCAACAUCAUCCCGGCCUUCUUCCACUGUUUCACGACUAGUGCAGCUCUUGCAAAGACCCUGGUUAAGGAGUCAACAGGUUGCCAAACUCAGCUUUCCGGUGUGGUGACAGCCCUGGUUCUUCUGUUGGUCCUCCUGGUCAUAGCUCCUUUAUUCUUUUCCCUUCAGAAAAGUGUUCUUGGUGUGAUUACGAUUGUAAACCUCCGGGGAGCCCUUCUUAAAUUUCGGGAUCUGCCCAAGAUGUGGAGGGUUAGCAGAAUGGACACCGUUAUCUGGUUUGUGACCAUGCUGUCCUCUGCACUGAUAAGCACUGAAAUAGGCCUGCUUAUUGGGGUCUGUUUUUCUAUGUUUUGUGUCAUCCUCCGCACUCAGAAGCCAAAGAGUUCACUGCUUGGCUCGGUGGAAGAGUCUGAACUCUUCGAAUCUAUGUCUGCUUACAGGAACCUUCAGACGAAGCCAGGCAUCAAGGUUUUCCGUUUCGUAGCCCCUUUGUACUACGUAAACAAAGAAUGCUUUAAAUCUGCUCUAUACAAAAAAACCGUCAACCCUAUCUUAGUAAAGGCAGCUCAGAAGAAGGCAGCAAAGAGAAAGAUCAAGGAGCAAAUGGUGACUCUUGGUGGCGUCCAAGAUGAGGUGUCCGUGCAGCUCUCCCAUGACCCCUUGGAGCUGCACACCGUCGUGAUCGACUGCAGCGCCGUGCAGUUCUUAGACACAGCAGGGAUCCACACGCUGAAAGAGGUGCGCCGCGAUUACGAAGCCAUUGGAAUCCAGGUCCUGCUGGCUCAGUGCAACCCCUCUGUGAGGGAUUCCCUGGCCCAGGGAGAAUACUGCAAGAAGGAAGAAGAAAACCUUCUCUUCUAUAGUGUGUAUGAAGCAGUGGCUUUUGCAGGAGCAUCACCAAAUCAGAAAGGAGUAUGUGUGCCCAAUGGUCUGUAUCUUCCCAGUGAUCGAUAGGAGUAGGCAGAAAGAAGAAGAAUAUCUAGCCAAUAGGUUGUUAACUCGAUAUUUUAGCCUAUUGGAUGGCUGUUAUUCUUCCUUUGAAGCUAAUGGUCUGUGUGUAUACCCAACUGCAGCAGAGUUUACAGCCAGAUAGAAUCAGAAAGAAGAAGAUUUUGUGGUUUCAAGCUUUCUU